Pipistrellus nathusii (Nathusius's pipistrelle) is the source of this 1065-nucleotide messenger RNA. NCBI's taxonomy places the organism in Eukaryota, Metazoa, Chordata, Mammalia, Chiroptera, Vespertilionidae. The record is from the annotation of a GenBank genome assembly.
AUGAAGAGCCUACUUCUCCUGGUGCUGAUUUCCAUCUGCUGGGCUGAUCAUCCUUCAGACAACUACACUCUAGAUCAUGGCAGAGUUAUUCACAUCCAAGCAGAAAAUGGUCCCCAUCUACUGGUGGAAGCAGAACAAGCCAAGGUAUUCUCACAUAGAGGUGGCAAUGUUACACUGCCAUGUAAAUUUUUUCGAGACCCUAUGGCAUUUGGCUCAGGAACCCACAAAAUCCGAAUUAAGUGGACCAAGCUCACUUCAGAUUACCUCAAGGAAGUGGACGUUUUUGUUUCCAUGGGAUACCACAAGAAAGCCUACGGAGGCUACCAGGGGAGAGUGUUUCUGAAAGGAGGCAGUGAUAAUGAUGCUUCCCUGGUGAUCACAGACCUCACCCUGGAGGAUUAUGGGAAAUAUAAGUGUGAGGUGAUUGAAGGAUUAGAAGAUGAUACUGCUGUGGUGUCAUUAGAUUUACAAGGUGUGGUAUUCCCUUACUUCCCACGACUGGGGCGCUAUAAUCUCAACUUCCAUGAAGCACAGCAGGCUUGCCUGAACCAGGAUGCUGUGAUUGCCUCCUUCGACCAGCUGUAUGACGCCUGGCGGGGUGGGCUGGACUGGUGCAAUGCUGGCUGGCUCAGCGACGGCUCCGUGCAAUACCCCAUCACCAAGCCCAGGGAGCCCUGCGGAGGCCAGAACACCGUGCCCGGUGUCAGGAACUACGGGUUUUGGGAUAAAGAGAAAAGCAGAUAUGAUGUGUUUUGCUUCACAUCCAACUUCAAUGGCCGCUUUUACUACCUGAUCCACCCCACCAAGCUGACCUACGACGAAGCGGUGCAAGCUUGUCUCCAGGACGGUGCUCGGAUCGCCAAAGUAGGCCAGAUGUUCGCGGCCUGGAAGCUGCUGGGCUAUGACCGCUGCGACGCGGGCUGGCUGGAGGACGGCAGCGUCCGCUACCCCAUCGCCCGGCCGCGGAGGCGCUGCAGCCCCACCGAGGCCGCCGUGCGCUUCGCCGGCUUCCCCGACAAGAAGCACAAGCUCUACGGCGUCUACUGCUUCCGAGCGCACAACUGA